Molecule: messenger RNA, 789 nt
Organism: Paramecium tetraurelia
Lineage: Eukaryota; Ciliophora; Oligohymenophorea; Peniculida; Parameciidae
Exons: 2
Source: RefSeq, a predicted model, not a curated record
AUGUUUGGGGAGGUAUUGUCACUACUAAACCUUAUAGCUGAUAACGAAGGAUAAUUGGGAUUGGGCAAGAAUCGAGGAUCCUCAUAAUACUACCAUAUACCAAAAAUUUGUCAUUAUAAAAUCGGCUUUGUCUAGGUUUCUUGUGGCAAGGAUCACACGGCCCUUCUCACUUAGAAUGGUCACGUGUACACCAUGGGCUGCAACGAGCACAAUAAAUUAGGACAUGUUACUAAACAGUCUGUGCAAGCCCCUUAAAAAAUAGAAUAACUGAGCAAGUACAAUCUUUUAUAUUAAAAGAGAGUUAUACAAGUCUCUUGUGGUUACACUCACACUGCAUGUGUUACGUCUGAUGGAUCCCUUUACACUUGGGGAGACAAUUCUUGUGGUUAAUUGGGAGUCAAGUAGAAUGGGAAUUUGAACAAAGUGAGUGCUUUAACAAAUUGUAUUCAAGUUUCAUGGCGCAUAUAAAUAAUAUAAAAAGAGGCUCAGGAAUGUUUUGGAUUUGGAUUGAACGACAAUUCUCAAUUGGGAAUCUCAAGAUUGAAAACCAUUAUUGAACCAACAAAAAUUAAAUUGCCUGCUUUAUAACAAGUCAGUGCAGGCAACCUAUUUUCGGUGUUCCUAACACAAGAUGGAAUUGUGUACAUUUGUGGAUUGGGUUUUGGAAAUUUAUAAAAAUUAAACUAUAAAUGUAAGAAGAUUCUACUGAUAAAUAGAAAAGUUUAUUAAGAUAGAUGGGAAGAGCACUCCAAUCGGUUUGACUUCAACGAACGAAUUAAUCUUUUUUGA